AUGCAGCUCCCAAGGCGAGCAGUGCUGCCGCGCCUUCCAAAAUGGGACCGAGCUACGCAAAGCUGUCGGCGCUUGGAGUCAGUGGGCAGAUCCAUCUGUCAUGAUGGAAUGUCUGGCACCGUGAAGCUGAAGCCUCCAUGCCAACCCGGGAGAGGUCCCGGCCGCAACAAUCUGAUGUGUGAACGAUGCGACGUCGGAAAAUUCGCGCCAGCUCAAAGCUUCUGUCAAGAGUGCCCCGAAGGUUCAACUCCUUCCGAGGAGCGGAGCACGUGCGAAGAGUGCUUGGGGUCGCACUACUCUAUGAGCGGCGUCGAUGGCUGCUUCCCCUGCAACUUGCCAUUGGUGUUGGUGGACAACAAGUGCGUCUGGUGGCACCUGCCACUUCUGGUGCUUGGUUUGGUUGCAUUGGGGGUCGGUGGUCGCUUAGCCUUUUCGUGGAACAGCUCUCGCAAAGCUCGGAAGAUCGAACGCACCCUGGAGGAAGUCUAUGCCCAACUUUGGGAUGAGCAACCAGACACGCUCACGGCAUACUCGAAGAAAUUGAGUCGUCUUGGGCUUCAGAAAGCCAAGUUCGAGCAAAGCGUGUCUGCCAUGCGCGUCCGCCAGAGUCAAAGAGCCGGGGUCAGCAUACAAUAUCUGCUAUCUGCUGACUUCGCUCAAGUGGCAACGCAACGCACUGGCAAGAACGAUCCGACCUUCAUCGACAUGAAGACGGCCUUUUGGCUUUCAGAAGAUCCCAUUGGUCGAGACAUGGUCUGUCCACGUGAUGGUAGAGCUGGAUGUGCGUUAGUCGAUUGGAUACCGCGCUGUGAACGCCGAGAACAGACGCAUUUCAUGAGCUGGACCUGGAAAUACAGUCUGCACGAGGUGCAGAGUGCUUUGGAGAUGUUUCAGCAAAGCCUGGUUGGUUCAUGUUACUUCUUCAUGUGUUUCUUCACAAACAAUCAGUACCGAAUCCUGGUCGAAGAGAGCAGCACUGGAAGCGACAAUCUCGAGGAGGUGUUUGAGAGCAAUCUCAAACGUAUCGGAAAAAUGGUUGCCAUUUUGGAUACGUGGCAUCAACCGGUAUAUUUGACGCGCAUCUGGACGGUCUACGAGCAAUUUGUGGCAUCCACGAUUGAGAUCGAGGUGCAAUUCGUCAUGCCAAGUGCCGCUGCGGAUCAUCUGCAGAGGCAGAUUGCGAAGGGUUCUAAAGGUAUUGAUGAGGUAAUCGAAUCCCUCAGUCAAGUGGAUUCUGAAGAAGCGAAAGCGUGGAAGAUGGAGGAUGAGACCAAAGUGAAGUCUUUGAUCGAGGAUACUGUCGGCUUCGAUCACGUCGAUAUGCACGUGAGGACUGUCAUGAUCACGUGGAUAGGAUCAGUCGUGGAACAGACAUGUCGGGAGUUGCUGGACAUCGCACGGAGCAAGAAGGUCAGGAAGAAAGAUCGGCGUAGAGAUUGCCGAGGCUACCAGACAGCGGCGAGCGGAUUUCUCUGUGACGGCCAGGCCAGCCCUGCCGAACUCAUCUCCUCCCUGUGA
Cladocopium goreaui is the source of this 1518-nucleotide messenger RNA. Lineage: Eukaryota; Dinophyceae; Suessiales; Symbiodiniaceae. The record is from the annotation of a GenBank genome assembly.